Molecule: messenger RNA, 477 nt
Organism: Rangifer tarandus platyrhynchus (Svalbard reindeer)
Lineage: Eukaryota; Metazoa; Chordata; Mammalia; Artiodactyla; Cervidae
Source: the annotation of a GenBank genome assembly
AUGGACUUGGCGCAGACAAACCCUCCACGGAGGGGUGAAGGCUCAUCUGUAAUGGGAUCUAGCAACAGCUCCCCUGCUGGCCCAGCCCGGCAAGGCCAGGGAACUGCCUUCCCCGAGGCCGGCGGGCAGAGGCCUGGGAACAUGAAGCACAUUCCAGAGGCUGGCAUCUGGGCUUGCGGCUGCCGGACGCAGCCAGCGGCCGCAGGGCAGGGGCAGGGCAGGUCUGUGGGAAGCGGCCGGUGGGCCAGCUUGGCUCUGCGGCCUCGGGCCUGCUUACUGAGAGCGACAGUUGUGUCUCGAAAGUGUGCUUUGGGAGGCUGGUGUCCCUGUGGGGUGGAGAGGAACUUUGGCACUGGAGGGGGGCAUGGGUGGGGGCAGUACUGCCUGUAUCUUUUUGCCCCCGACUCAGGCCAAAGGGAAACCCCAAAACUACCACCAAGCCACCCCGAUCCUGGCUUGGUGGCACCAAUCAGCUAA